Molecule: messenger RNA, 3219 nt
Organism: Xenopus laevis (African clawed frog)
Lineage: Eukaryota; Metazoa; Chordata; Amphibia; Anura; Pipidae
Gene: cs.S
Product: citrate synthase S homeolog
Exons: 11
Coding region: 202-1608 (468 amino acids)
Biological process (GO): tricarboxylic acid cycle; carbohydrate metabolic process; citrate metabolic process
Cellular component (GO): mitochondrial matrix
Molecular function (GO): acyltransferase activity, acyl groups converted into alkyl on transfer; citrate synthase activity
Source: RefSeq, a predicted model, not a curated record
UAGUGGGUUUGCGCGCAGCUUAGACUGGCGUGACAUCACCAGUUUGGGGGCGGGGCAAGAGUCCUCCUUUUCAACCUUGUCCCUGGCUCCGGCCUUUCAGGCGUCUUCGGCUCUGCCGGUUCGUGUAGGAGACAGCUCUCAGCUCCGGCCGCUCUUCCCAGACCUUUCAUCCUCCCCACUGAAGAUCUUCGUUGUAGAGUCAUGUCGCUCAUUACAGCUGGACGUGUGUGCGCCCGUAUCCUCGGAGCCAAGAACUCCCCUUGUGUUCUGAUUGCUGCACGACAAGCAAGCUCUUCCACAAAUCUAAAAGAUGUCCUGUCAGAUUUAAUUCCCAAAGAACAAACGAGAAUCAAGAACUUUAAGCAGCAGUAUGGCAAAACGGCGAUUGGGCAGAUCACUGUUGACAUGGUAUAUGGUGGUAUGCGUGGGAUGAAGGGGUUGGUCUAUGAAACAUCUGUGCUUGACCCUGAUGAGGGUAUCCGCUUCAGAGGCUACAGCAUUCCUGAGUGCCAGAAGCUGCUCCCCAAGGCUCCUGGAGGGGAAGAGCCAUUGCCUGAGGGACUCUUCUGGCUUUUGGUGACUGGGGAGGUACCCAAUCAAGAACAGGUGAACUGGAUUUCCAAGGAAUGGGCAAAGAGAGCUGCUCUUCCUUCCCAUGUGGCCACCAUGCUGGACAACUUCCCCACCAACCUUCACCCCAUGUCACAGCUCAGUGCCGCCAUCACUGCAUUGAACAGUGAGAGUCAUUUUGCUCGGGCCUAUGCUGAAGGGGUCAACAAAUCCAAGUACUGGGAGUUGGUUUAUGAAGAUUCCAUGGAUCUGAUUGCCAAACUGCCUUGCGUUGCUGCAAAGAUCUACCGCAAUCUUUACCGUGAGGGAAGUAGCAUUGGAGCCAUUGAUUCCAAUCUUGACUGGUCUCAUAACUUUACCAACAUGCUGGGUUACACAGAGCAGCAAUUCACAGAACUGAUGAGACUUUACCUGACUAUCCACAGUGACCAUGAAGGAGGCAACGUGAGCGCUCACACAAGCCACUUGGUGGGAAGUGCACUGUCUGAUCCUUAUCUAUCAUUUUCGGCUGCCAUGAACGGACUGGCAGGCCCUCUUCAUGGUUUAGCUAACCAGGAAGUUCUUGUGUGGCUCACAAGUCUGCAGAAGGAUCUUGGUGGAGAGGUGUCCGAUGAGAAGCUGAGAGAUUACAUCUGGAACACUCUGAACUCUGGCAGGGUUGUCCCGGGAUAUGGUCAUGCUGUGUUGAGAAAAACGGACCCACGCUACACUUGUCAGAGGGAGUUUGCACUGAAGCACCUUCCUGAUGACCCUAUGUUCAAACUGGUGGCUCAGCUUUACAAGAUUGUUCCCAAUAUAUUACUGGAACAGGGCAAAGCCAAGAAUCCAUGGCCCAAUGUGGAUGCUCACAGUGGGGUCCUCCUACAGUAUUACGGCAUGACAGAGAUGAACUACUACACCGUUCUGUUUGGUGUAUCACGGGCGCUGGGUGUUCUGGCUCAGCUUAUCUGGAGCAGAGCUCUUGGAUUCCCCCUGGAAAGACCGAAAUCAAUGAGCACAGAUGGCCUCAUGCAGCUGGUCGGAUCGAAGUCUGGCUAAUCAAUAUGGGAAGCGCCAGGGCUCCUCCGUUUUCAAUGGAGGGCUCUUUAAAAAUAAGACAGUACACCUUUUGUUUCAACGGACUGCUUUGCACCCCACUGUUUUCCGAUGAGAAAACGUCUGGUUAUUUAUGCUGGGAAUCCAUGUUGCAGCUCAGUAUGAGCCUGUUUCCUCACUGAAGAGAUCUUUAUUUGACUCUCCACCAGGAAAUAGGUUCUUGUGCUGCCGGUUAGAAUCAGAACUCUGGAACCCCCUCAGUCACUACCUAUUAACUCACAGACCCCCAUCGUUCUGCUUAUUUAUAAUUCAGCCAUGGGCAGUCAUUGCCUCCUAAUAUUGUUACUUGACUGCAGAAGCAGUGGCCCAUAUGUUAUACACAGGCCAGUAUGGCACAAACCUCCGCAAGCCCCUCGUAUAUCUAAUUAUCAACCACCAAGCUACAGACAUGCCUGUGCUGAGCACAACACAGCUCCAGGAGUGAGGGUUUUAGUCUCUUAAAUCUUGGAAAAUGUGAUACUGCUGCUGCAACCUUUUAACUGCUGUCCUGCGAGGCAGUAGAAGAUUUAAGUUUUGGUGCCCCAGGAACAUCCGAAUAGACUGUCGAGUAAGGGUUUGGCAUUGUAUCAUCGCCAGUUGCUCCCCCAUCUGUCACUCCCUUGAACAAGCUUUGUUUUUAAGAAAUAAGAUUUUAUGUAGGUGGACAGAUCACCCUGCCUGCUAAUUACAAUGAUAUUAUAAGGGAGUCCAGGAGCAAGAAUUAUUGUAGAUGGUGUCCUGCUUUUAAUGUCCCCCCACUGUCGUUAUGCUUUUAUUUGCAGCUCUGUUUUAUUGCACUCUGGGUCUUCCUGUGCUCUACUGCUCCUUAACACACAAAACUGUGAAUUCACAUGGUUUAGUAUCAGAGGUGGUCUCUGUUGUGUUUUUUUUUUAAAGCUGCCUUUACUUUUGCCCCUCUCUUGCUUGUGGCAGCAGUCUAGGAUUUCUCGCAGCAGUGAUCAGCAAUUUGAGCCUCUGUUUCUAAACUCCCAGCAUCCCAAAACUGCAAAUGCCAGGGAGCCGCAGGAUGAGUAUUGUUACCUUUAUAGAAUCCUGUUUUGCUUACAGGGUCCUGCUUUUCAAAAGCCACAGUUCUUAAGCUUUAUUACGGACUAGACAAUGACUAAAUAAAUGCUGACUAUGUAGCGUGUUUACCACUCCUCCUACAUUAAUUCAUUAAUCAUCAUAGAUAUGCGAUUGCACUUUCCCAAGCUGCUAAUUUAGUCUUCUUCUUGUGCGGGAAUGUCAGGCUAACAGCCGUUUAGCAAAUCCUGGUUAGUGAUAUUAGGAAUCCUAAUUCUCAUCUGCUGGAGGGUUGCAGUUUGGCAUCACUGCUCUACAGCUUGACUGUCCACCAAUAAACUCAAAAAAAUGAAACCAACAUGAUUGUGACCCAUUAGUUAAUACACUCCUGUCCAACCAUUGACCUCUCUGUGUGGUAUUGCCUAACCUGUUCUUGUCAGUGCAGACUAAUCGGCCAUCAAAUGCUCUGCAAAUUGUGGAUUGAUAUUCCAAAUUACAACAGACUUAAGGUUGUUCUGUAUAAAUGCAAAAUAAAUGUUUUUAUUACCUACA